CUGCGCACCGCCCAGGCCGAGCUGGUGCGUCGGGGACACGGAACGGGGAGUGCGAACCAGUCAUGGCCACCACCAACGGGGCUGUGGAAAACGGACAGACAGAUGGGAAACCGCCUGCCCUGCCGCGCCCCAUCCGCAACUUGGAGGUCAAGUUCACCAAGAUAUUUAUCAACAACGACUGGCACGAAUCCAAGAGUGGAAGAAAGUUUGCCACAUAUAACCCUUCAACGCUAGAGAAAAUAUGUGAGGUGGAAGAAGGAGAUAAGCCCGAUGUGGACAAGGCAGUGGAGGCCGCACAAGCUGCCUUCCAGCGGGGAUCCCCAUGGCGCCGGUUGGAUGCCCUGAGCCGUGGCCAGUUGCUGCACCAGCUGGCUGAUCUUGUAGAAAGGGACCGUGCGAUCCUGGCAACUCUGGAGACCAUGGACACUGGCAAGCCAUUCCUUCAUGCCUUUUUUGUUGACCUGGAGGGCUGUAUUAAGACCUUCAGAUAUUUUGCCGGGUGGGCUGACAAAAUCCAGGGCAGGACCAUCCCCACAGAUGACAACGUUGUGUGCUUCACCAGGCACGAGCCCAUCGGGGUGUGUGGGGCCAUUACACCGUGGAACUUCCCCCUGCUGCUGCUGGCCUGGAAGCUGGCUCCUGCCCUGUGCUGCGGGAACACCGUGGUCCUGAAGCCAGCUGAGCAGACACCUCUUACCGCUCUGUACCUCGCCUCUCUCAUCAAAGAGGUUGGGUUCCCUCCAGGUGUGGUGAACAUUGUGCCAGGCUUUGGGCCCACAGUGGGAGCAGCAAUUUCCUCCCAUCCCCAGAUCAACAAGAUAGCCUUCACGGGCUCUACAGAGGUUGGAAAGCUGGUUAAAGAAGCUGCCUCCCGGAGCAACCUGAAGAGGGUCACACUGGAGCUGGGAGGCAAGAACCCAUGUAUCGUGUGUGCGGACGCUGACCUGGACUUGGCUGUGGAGUGUGCUCACCAGGGAGUGUUCUUCAACCAAGGCCAGUGCUGCACAGCGGCCUCCAGGGUGUUUGUGGAAGAGCAGGUCUACGGGGAGUUUGUGAGGAGGAGUGUGGAGUUCGCCAAGAAGAGGCCGGUUGGAGACCCCUUCGAUGCCAAAACGGAGCAGGGGCCUCAGAUCGACCAAAAGCAGUUUGACAAAAUACUUGAGCUGAUCGAGAGUGGGAAGAAGGAAGGGGCCAAGCUAGAAUGUGGGGGGUCAGCCAUGGAGGACAGAGGGCUAUUCAUCAAACCCACCGUCUUCUCAGAUGUUACGGACAACAUGAGGAUUGCCAAAGAGGAGAUUUUCGGACCAGUGCAGCCAAUACUGAAGUUCAAAAACCUGGAGGAAGUGAUUAAAAGAGCGAAUAGCACUGACUAUGGGCUCACAGCAGCAGUUUUCACCAAAAACCUCGACAAAGCCCUGAAGCUGGCUUCUGCUCUUGAGUCGGGGACAGUCUGGAUCAACUGCUACAAUGCAUUCUAUGCACAGGCUCCAUUUGGUGGCUUCAAAAUGUCUGGGAAUGGCAGAGAACUAGGUGAAUAUGCUCUGGCUGAAUAUACAGAAGUGAAAACUGUCACCAUCAAACUUGAUGAGAAGAACCCCUGAAGGACAGGCCAGCUUCUUCCUCAAAAGCUGGACAGCUGACCAUGGCAACUCCAGCUUGCCAUGCACAGAAAGCAGGAUGACAGUGAUCAGCUUCCCAGGACCCUCUCUUCUGGACACUCGAUCUACUGGAGUUCAAUGGUUUUGAUUUUCCUCUCACUCACACUCAUGCUUUAUGUUCCAAACUGUGGGUGGCCGGAUGUUAUGUGGGAAACUGCACGCCUGCCUGGGGAGGAACUCUUAUCCAACUCUGACUUUGCCUUUAGACUAAGUGUAGGACACUGCAAAGACAUCCAGCGCUCUUUACUAUGAGACAGUCUCUGGAGUGUCCCACGGUUAAUGUAAAUGCUUUUUGACCCCAGUAAGGGACAUGGAGCAAGCUCACUGAACAUUCUUUGAGCAAAUCUGAUCUUGUGGUCUCCUUCGGGUCAUCUGUGCACAGAGCAAGUCCAUCCUCAUUCUGAGGAAAAAGUGGGACUAUUCACAAGCAAAGGAUUAGUGUUGAGGUGAAGGGAGGAUUUCAGGGACCCAGUGUGGGGAGCUUAGGAAAGGUGCCAGAAGCCUUUGGUGUGCAGGGGUGCGGGUCCUAAGGCCUGCAUAUUGGCACUGACCAUGGGAUUCACCUUGAAAACAAUCCUGACUUUGGAAUGAACAAAUCAACACCCCAGAGAGUUUUCCCUGUGGUUAUGAGAUGGUCUUCCAUGAAAAGGUCCACCUUAGGCAGAGAACUUGGCACCUUUGCCACUGAGGGCUCAUGUUAGAACUACCAUGGCAGAGCAAACCCUGGGCAAUGAAGCCUCACAUUUGACCCCGAGAGCCACCAUCCACUUUUACAGAUGCCCAUAUCUACCACAUUCAAUAAUGGGCACACCCCCUUCCUUUUUCUCUUCUCCAGCUCUGUUACUUGUUUUAGAUCAGUGAAGUUCAUGCCACUGAGAGACAACAGCUGCCACUGCAUAGCUCUGUAGUCUUCAAAAUCCCAUCUGGCCUUUCAUUUCUGAUUGGUUAACACAUAAUACCUGGAUCCCACAGGGGACUCGACCAUCAGCCAAGCGACCUGGGUAUCUCAGUCACGUUAACAUUUUUUCCUUUCCUCUUUGAUGUAUCCAUAUGAUGUGCAAUUCCAUGCUUGAACUUGGAAGACUAAAACGGUUCCCAUAAAGUUUUAAGGAUAGAACCAAACUCCUUGGGUUGACUGCUAUUUGGGUAAGUUUACUGUCAGUAACAUGCACCUCCCUGAUUGGAUGUGAUGCUUACAUUUGAGGAUUAAAGUUGGGCUGAGCAAGAGUGAGAAUUAAGCCUUCUAUCAGAACCAGUGUAUGGUAAAGAAUAUGGUAUGUGAACUGGGGCUCUCAGCCCUGUUGGAGAUAAGCAAUAUUCUAUUCACCUUCUUUCCUCCCUCGGCACUUAUACUACCAUAACUGGUUAAAUCAGGAUUUGGCCUCAGACACUGAAUUUUCAGUAUCUCAAUAACUCUAGGCACUACCCUUCACCAUAGUACACUAGAGGAUUGCUAUUCUUCCAUUGUACAAUAAUGCCUUUAAUAUGAAAUGUUACAUUAUUUAUAAUUGGUAUCAUUAAUGUAUCUUUUUAUAGCUGUAAGUACACAGAGGUAGUAUAUUUAACCUUCUGUAAUAUACUGUACUUAGAAAUGAAAAUCUAUAUAAUGUUAGAUUUCACUUCUUUUAAGGUCUACCCCUGUGGUAUGGUUUUUAAAUUGACUGGAUUGGGAAUUUUGAUCUUAACUUCAGAUUGUGUUCAGCAAUGAAAAAAUAAAGUUGGACAUUGAGAAACA
This is a messenger RNA of Mastomys coucha (southern multimammate mouse), 3393 nucleotides long. It is a transcript of the gene Aldh1a3, whose product is annotated as aldehyde dehydrogenase 1 family member A3. The coding region runs from base 63 to 1601 and encodes 512 amino acids. Lineage: Eukaryota; Metazoa; Chordata; Mammalia; Rodentia; Muridae. Gene Ontology annotation, molecular function: aldehyde dehydrogenase (NAD+) activity. The record is from RefSeq and is a predicted model, not a curated record. Gene Ontology annotation, biological process: aldehyde metabolic process. The transcript has 13 exons.